UCACAUGACUCCGGGAACAACAUGGCUGCGCCCGCGCGGGAGCCGGCUCUCCGCUGCUGCACCAGGCUGGCGCGGGUCUUCUUGCUGCUGAUGUUGGCGUGCGAGGCGGCGGGGAGCGAUGAGGCCGAGGCCGGGGAAGGUGCGGCGUCCCUCGCGGGCUCGUGCGGCUGCGGAACGCCCCAGAGGGCCGGGGCCCAUGGCAGCUCGGCGGCCGCGCAACGCUACUCCCGGGAGGCGAACGCCCCGGGCCUGACCUCGGGCCCACGAGCGCUCGCGCUCACCAAGAUGGUCCCCAUCCCUGCUGGAGUAUUCACAAUGGGCACAGAUGAUCCUCAAAUCAGGCAGGAUGGAGAAGCCCCUGCCAGGAGAGUCACCAUUGAUGGCUUUUACAUGGAUGCCUAUGAGGUCAGCAAUGCAGACUUUGAGAAGUUUGUGAACUCGACUGGCUAUCUGACAGAGGCUGAGAAGUUUGGAGACUCUUUCGUCUUUGAAGGCAUGUUGAGUGAGCAAGUAAAAACGCAUAUCCACCAGGCAGUUGCAGCUGCUCCAUGGUGGUUGCCUGUCAAGGGAGCUAAUUGGAGACACCCUGAGGGUCCAGACUCCACUAUUCUGCACAGGUCAAAUCAUCCGGUUCUCCAUGUCUCCUGGAACGACGCUGUUGCCUACUGCACAUGGGCGGGGAAGAGGUUGCCUACAGAGGCAGAGUGGGAAUACAGCUGUAGAGGAGGCCUGCAGAACAGGCUUUUCCCCUGGGGCAACAAACUGCAGCCCAAAGGACAGCAUUAUGCCAACAUCUGGCAGGGCAAGUUUCCUGUGAGCAACACUGGUGAGGAUGGCUUCCAAGGAACUGCCCCCGUUGAUGCCUUUCCUCCCAAUGGCUAUGGCUUAUACAACAUAGUGGGGAACGCAUGGGAGUGGACCUCAGACUGGUGGACCGUUCACCAUUCUGUUGAGGAAACGCUCAACCCAAAGGGUCCCACUUCUGGGAAAGAUCGAGUGAAGAAGGGUGGAUCCUACAUGUGCCAUAAGUCCUAUUGCUAUAGGUACCGCUGUGCAGCUCGAAGCCAGAACACACCAGAUAGCUCUGCAUCCAACCUGGGAUUCCGAUGUGCAGCUGACCACCUGCCCACUGCAGACUGACAGCCAAGAGGAGCUUUUCCAGAUUCAAGAAGGUGUUUCUUACUGGCCUCCCCCGGAAAUCUGAACUGAUCUCGUGUAAAGUAUUCCCAUUUGAGGAGGAUUCCAUGUCCACCCAGUGGCCAAAGGAACUGUCUCGCGUGACCAAAUGGCUGGCCAGUGUCAGCACUUGUGCUUUAUUGUGUGGUGUAUCUUUGGGGAUCAUCGCCAUGUUUUUCUUUGAAAGCCUUUUGAAGAGGAGAGAGCCGAGAACCAUGAGGUCCUGGCCAGGCUCUGCCACAGGGUCAGACCCUGGAGUCCAGCACCUUGCCUGCCUGGACCUCUGUCUCCUCAUGAAAUGAGGGAUGGGCGACGUGAUCUUUGAGGCUCUUUCCAACUCUAUUCGAACUAGCAGAUUCUGUUUGAACUAACAGAGUGGAUUGUGAUUGCAUAGUGAGAAUUUAUGACAGAUUAUUUUUUAGCUAUUUUUUUUGCCAUGUGUGAAUCUUGAGUAAUACUAAUCAUAUAAGGUAAGAGUUAUCUUACAUAUUAUUUUCAGAAAAGGGUGGGGUUUGUCUUUUAUAUUCAUACUGCACUUUGUUCUUUCAAGGAAAUCAGUGUCUUUUACAUUGUUGUGACAAAUCCCAUUGGGACAGCGAGGGGACACUCAAGUUUGGAGUUCUGAACACACAGGAAUGCCUGUGGAGUGACUCUACUGUCCUUUUUCUUUUGACAUUAAGUGCCUUUGGCUCAGAGGGAUAGUUUGAAGCCUUGUUUCCCCUUUGCCCCCCAAGCCUUCAAAGAAUGUGAAAUAUGUACUAAUUAGGGAAACCAUUUAAUUCUAGGUCUUUGGGUGUUGAUGGUAUGUAUUAUAUUGUAAUGCUAAAUCCUGUACCUGAAGGUCUAGGCCUGUGAGUGAAUUCUCACAUUUAUAAGCUUUUGUUGUGCAAACCUUGUUCCUUAAUUUAAAACUAUUGGUUAAAUAAAAUUGGCUACAGCCAAUUACUGGAGGGAUUAGAGAUAGGUGGGAUUUGAGUUACUUGGUUGGGUAUGGAGAGAGAGAGAGGAGAGAUCAAGGAGAGAAGAAGGAAGAAGAAGAUCGGAGGAAAUGCCAUGAAGAAGAUGGACCAUAAGCACGUGGCCAGGAGAAACUGCAAGUAUCUGGGAACACCACUGUGAGGCAACCAGGCCAGCAGUUAGAAAAGUAGAUUAGGGGUUACCUCCCAGUAAUUGUCAAAGCCAAAUAAAAUAACUAUAGCCUGAGUCGCAGUUCUUUGUAAGCCAGUCGGGGAUAAGCUUAUAUUGGGACCACAUGGGAGAAAAAGAACCAGGACUUCGAACAGACUCCAUUCAGGGUGUCUGAUAUAUCAUACCAGAGAGAUGCGAGAAGUCUGGUGGAUUUCGAGACAUCAGAUGCUUUGAAUCAUGUACUGUGUCAAAUAAACUAGUGCCUC
Mus pahari (shrew mouse) is the source of this 2570-nucleotide messenger RNA. RefSeq names its product sulfatase modifying factor 1 (gene Sumf1). The coding region runs from base 22 to 1140 and encodes 372 amino acids. Gene Ontology annotation, cellular component: endoplasmic reticulum. The record is from RefSeq and is a predicted model, not a curated record. NCBI's taxonomy places the organism in Eukaryota, Metazoa, Chordata, Mammalia, Rodentia, Muridae. The transcript is spliced from 9 exons.